GCGGCCGAUAUCGGCGAAUACAAGUGUCGGAUAGACUUCCGGAAAGGCCGGACUCAGUACCGAAGCGUGCAGUUAGACGUAAUCGUGCCUCCGAGAGAAGUGAUAAUAAUGGAUGAAUACGGGCAGCGGCUCCGGGAUCCUGUCGGCCCUUUCAACGAAGGGGCCCACCUGACUGUCAUAUGUGAGGCAGAGGGAGGCAAACCGCGUCCGAGCAUACGCUGGUAUAAAGACAGCACACUUUUGGACGACUCCUGGAUAGUGACUCCGCAGGGAAUCGUACGAAACGAAUUGGUUAUAACCCGUCUCUUACGUACAGAUCACAAGUCUAUCCUCACAUGUCAGGCAAACAACUCUAAUCUUACGAAACCAGUCACUGCCAGCAUUGCAUUAGAGCUCAAUUUGCGUCCAUUAGAUGUGCGGAUAACGACAGUCCACAGGCCGCUGAUGGCCGACCGCCAGAUAGAGGUGGUGUGCGAGGCGGGUGGGUCUCGACCCCCGGCACUGGUCACGUGGUGGAAGGGCUCCAAACGACUGGCCCACACCACCGAAGAGAUCACCAAAAACGAGAACAUCACCGUCAGUACCGUUCACUUCACGCCCACCGUCGACGACAACGGGAAGAUCCUGUCGUGUCGGGCCGACCACUCGGUGCUGCCCGACUCGGCCCUCGAGGACUCCUGGAUUCUCGACAUCUACUGUGAAGAUCAGUUGACAAAAGGCAACGACUGGUAG
Molecule: messenger RNA, 732 nt
Organism: Oppiella nova
Lineage: Eukaryota; Metazoa; Arthropoda; Arachnida; Sarcoptiformes; Oppiidae
Source: the annotation of a GenBank genome assembly